Caenorhabditis sp. 36 PRJEB53466 is the source of this 3467-nucleotide messenger RNA. The record is from the annotation of a GenBank genome assembly. NCBI's taxonomy places the organism in Eukaryota, Metazoa, Nematoda, Chromadorea, Rhabditida, Rhabditidae.
AUGUUCCGUCUGCAGAUGACGUACGAUUUGUCGCGGUUGACACAGGACAUUCCGCACGACAAGUCGGAGCCGUCGCCCAAGCCGCUGGUACUGAAUCACCUGCCAGGGUACGUUUUCGUUUUUUGGCGUUCACAAUGAUCCUAGUCCGUUAUUUCAGCGCUUCCGAUCAGAAUGGCAACACGAGCUCGCGUCGAUGCACCAUCAGCCGUUCGUCGUCGAUCGACUCGAUUUCGGGGGUUCGGAUUUUUGAAAGUCGACAAUUUUUCAAUGUAAAUUUUAGGAGAUUCUCAUCCAAGACUAUUUGUCGUCGUCGGAAGAGCUCGACAAGUUGAGCAGCGCGCUCAGCGAGGUAAAUUUUCAUACAGUACUCUAGAAAACAAUUAAUUCCACGCACAUUACACACCCACACACACUCACAUACGAAUGAAUGAUGUUGCGCUAGGCGUGAGGCGAUUCACGUGAACACCAUCCACCAGGGCAAAGUCCACUCAUUCGGCACGGCCCGCCCGCCCGCCUCGCCACUACUGUCUCGGCGUUGUAUUAAUGAUGAGUGUCUUCUUGUUCUGGUGUGGUGGUGCGUCAGCUGGGGAAAGGGCAACCGCUGCUGGGGGACCGACACCUCGAUUACUGUAAAGAGCGAUGAUCCACGUUGAGAGUGCUUAUCAAGUUUUGGUGCCAGGCACCGAGAGUCUUUCGCGGAAACGUCAAUUGAUAAGUUGGCAGCUUUUCCGUUAUCGCAGAAAGUUCGAGAAGUUUGGAGGUUGCACAAACACGUGGGUAGAAAUUAGCAGAUAACAGAAAGAAACGGAUGAUUCGAACUGUUAUGGAAGGUUCCAAAAGCUUCGGAAUGCUGAUGGUACCUUCCAAAGUCAUCCAAGCUGAAAUUAGCCAAAAACGGAGAGAAUGACUGCUCUGGACGAUUUGUACACUCAACUUUUUUUCUGAAUACAAUCUAAAAAUUUUGUUAAAGUUAGCACUGAACUUUGAAAAUGUAUAGAAGAUUCGCAAACCGUCAUCAAAUUCUGACAAAAAAUUGAGUGAAUCAGAAUUUUUUAAAUUAGCAGGGACUUUCCUUGUUAGAUCGAUGCUCUUAGAAGGCUUUCUAGAUCCCUUAAGAAUGUUCGAGAUUUUUGAUUUUUCGGUAUUCCUAAACCCGUAUGUCACAAAGCCUCCAGACUCUGUCCGUGUCUAGAGGACGCUGAAGUCAGCACAUUUUGUUCUCGCCCCCUAGACAAACAAGUUUUUCGUUUCGUUGCAAGAGUUGAUCACUGGCGGUGUGAUCCUUGGUCUUUCUCGUCUCCGACGUCCGUUCGUCCCGGCCACGUGUGUAUUGUGUCCUCGGAAUGAAUGAAACGGACGAUAUCAGUUGGUUGUGUUGAUGUUGUGAUCUGAAGUGCGAUAGCAAGUGGCCAACUCGGAACAUCUCUCUAGCUGAAUGACUGUCGGCUUUUCGCAAAUGACAUCAGCGAGCGUCCAGAGUUUUUUUUUUUGAUUGACAGGACAUGGACAUGAGGUUAUCAAAGUACACACACACACACACACAUAUUAGACUUUGUCCCCUGACCGAGAUGGUCUCACAUCUGAAAAUUGGAAGAGACAAAAACAAUCGCAGGGGCCGAACAACAAUCGGCUGCUGCGAGUGAUCUGUGAAUCAUUUACACUGAUAGCACUUCAGAAAAUUGACGGAGAGGAAGUCGGAGAAUAGGAAAGGGGAAUGGUGUUUGGUGGAGUGUGUCAUCAGCUAAAGCUACACGAAGGAUGUUUGUAAAUUGUUGGUCCUUAGCAUUCACAUUUUGGUUCAGCAUCCAGCUCGACGAUGUCAAAAACAAGCGACACACAGAGCGUUAUCACUCGUCUCCUCUUCAUCACUCGGGCGUGUAUGUGCCGCCAGCUGGACAAACAAAUACAUCAUCAUCUUCUUCGUCUUAUUUUCGAUCUCUCUUUCCUCUCCUUUUCUCGGCCAGAAUCGUCGUCACAAAAGAAGAGAUGAGCGCAAACUUCGAGACGAACACGAUAUGCGCGCUGUGCAAAGCCACCUUCGACUAUUAUUUCCGAUCGCUACGCCUUCUGCCCUUCAUCGCUACCAGUUUGGAGCGAGGAGGAAAAGAUAAGGUCUCUCUCUCUCUCUCGUUCUAGUUUGUACACACAGAUGAUCGGAAAUCUCAAAACAAAUGCGGUGCGGAUGAUUUUCUGGUGUACGCCCUAGGGGGUCUUAAGGGUCGGCACAAAAUUAAUUGAGAACGGAUUGUAUCACGACUGAUUGGUCGUCUGAUGUCACGCUGGGAUCUUUUUUAAAGAGGCUGUUAAGAGAAAGUCCAAAACCUGACGCGAAAAUUAAAGUUUGUUGGCUAAUACUCGAGCACCAACUAGUCGUACUCUUUCUCAUUUUCCCCGAUUUCAGGCCUCGUCGGAUGGCGGAAACGAGACGUCGACGUCGCUGAUCUACGACAUGUUCCAGGCGCAACUGGCGCUCUGGACGUGCGCCUUCUCGCUGCUCUACCUCUACGCGUGGAUGCAGCACCGCAAAAAGUUUUUGCUCAGCAUUGUAAGCGUCCCGAAACUCAACAACUGUUCAGCACUCGAAUCGUUUUGCAGUUCAUUGUGGUGCCGGUGACUUUUACGCUCACGUGCCUCAUGUCCUGGCUGCUGGGCAUCAUCGUCAUCACCGGACGCAUCUUCUCGACGCCCGUCGACUACAAACACUACUUUGAUUUGUCGCGCCACGGAGGUCUCGAUUUUGGUAAGUUUCGUUUGAAAACUCGUUUUUUCUUGGAUCGAAGUAGACUGGAUCCAAUAUUCCGACCGGUCGGAUUAUCUAGUCCCGAGAUCCGAGUUUUAGCGAAAGCUCGGUCUAUUCGGCCCCAGAUAAUCCGAUCGGUCUGAAACUUGGACCCAGAAUACGUCAAUCCAAGUCCAGGAAGCCUGCAAUAUCUCUGCCCGAUCGGAUGAUUGCAAGUGGGUCGAAAGACCUCUGCCCAGCCCUCAAACUUCAUUUCUAAAUGGCCUCUUGCAGAUCGCGAAUUUGUGUGCGAAGCGUUCCGCGAGCGGAGCAUGUCGGAUUUGUCGAACUCGAUCAACGACGACGCGUAUCUGCCGAAGCCGUUGUGCAGAAGACACAGCUCUCUCAGGUGCGUUUUUUGGGAUCUCGGAAAGUUUUCUCGAGCUGUUCUAAAGCUGAAUGGGGCUAGAACAGUGAACAACUUUUAGGCCUGAAAAACGGUCUCAAAUGAGUAUUGCGGGCCCUGAAGCUUUAACCCAAAAUUCUUGAGGCAUCGUAGAUUUUGAAGCCCGACCUUGAAAAUGUAUCUGUAUCUUUUUCUUGAAUUUUUAAAUUCUAUAAUUGUUUCCGGUCCUAAUGCGAACAUUCUUUCAGCUCGCUGUGCAGCCGGCCGCCAUCGGUGAACCGAAAACUCUCGUACGCCUUCUCGCACUACAAUCCGCACUGUGAAGAGCAAACCGAGGAAUAG